AUGCCAGCAACCCGCAGAUCCACCCGCAGUGCCGCCGCAAAGGGGCACGGCAAACAGUCUACUCUCAGCUUCAACAACAAAGUUACAAAGACUGGCGCUGCUAAGACCAGCGCCAAAGAGGCGGCUGCUGCUGCUGCACUCCCUUCGGGUGGCCUGUCGAAGAAGGUUAUCAUCGAGCCCGUAACGGAGGGAGAAGAAGAGGAAGCACUCGAGGUGUUGCCGGAAGAGAAGGCACACGAGGAGGCAGUUGCCAAAGAGGAGAAGCCUGAGGUUGAAGCGCGAGCGGAAAAGGUCUCCAACCGGCAGAUCAAGAAAUAUUGGGAGGGGGUCGAGGAUGCGCGAAUCGCGAAGAGGGUGCAUCAGGAGGAUCUGAGCUUGUCAGAGAAAGUACUGCGGUAUUUCGACAUUAGUUCGCAGUAUGGGCCCUGCACCGGUAUUCCGCGAACGAAACGCUGGUACCGCGCCGAGAAGCUCGGCUUGAACCCACCAAUCGAGGUUCUCGCGGUCCUCUUGAAGAAGGAGCAGGAUGGCAAUGGUGACAUGGAGAGGUCUGCGAUGGAUCGGCUAAUGGAAUCGACUGCUAUUGGUAGCAUUUGA
Molecule: messenger RNA, 597 nt
Organism: Cryphonectria parasitica EP155
Lineage: Eukaryota; Fungi; Ascomycota; Sordariomycetes; Diaporthales; Cryphonectriaceae
Exons: 2
Coding region: 1-597 (198 amino acids)
Biological process (GO): DNA-templated DNA replication; DNA synthesis involved in DNA repair
Cellular component (GO): delta DNA polymerase complex
Molecular function (GO): DNA-directed DNA polymerase activity
Source: RefSeq, a predicted model, not a curated record